GGGUUAGAUCUGAAUUUAACAUAAUUUAAAAAAUGAGUUCAGUUCAUGGCCAAGGGAGGAAGACUCCUCAGAAAAGAAAGACAAGAAGCAAUACUUCGAAGAGUAAAAAGGAAAAAGCAAUGGAGAAAUUGGAAGAGUCAAAGGAAGUAAAGAAGACUUCAAUUAGGAAGAGUUCAUACUCAAAACAAGCGAAUACCCCUCAGGUGAAUAGGCUACUAUCCUUCGGGUCUCAGCCCGCUUCCUUCUCCCCAAUGAAGUAUAUUUUCAUUUGCGGAGGAUCCAUUAGUGGGCUUGGUAAAGGAGUUACGGUCAGCAGUAUUGGAGCAGUAUUACAACUACAUGGUUUCUCUGUGACAUCCAUCAAGAUAGACCCCUACCUCAAUGUAGAUGCAGGGACCAUGUCUCCCUUUGAACACGGAGAGGUCUAUGUCCUUGAAGAUGGAGGAGAAGGAGACCUUGACCUCGGAAACUAUGAGAGAUAUCUUGACAUUAACCUUGGCAGUACUCACAACUUGACAACUGGUAAAGUAUACUCCAAAGUUAUUGAAGCUGAAAGAAGAGGAGAUUACUUAGGCAAGACAGUCCAAGUAGUCCCCCACAUCACUAAUGCUAUUAUGGAUUGGAUUAACAUUACUUCAGAAAUCGGAGUUAAAGCACAAGAUAAAAAUGAGCUAGCAGAUAUUUGCUUGGUCGAGGUUGGAGGAACAGUAGGAGAUCUUGAAUCAGGAGCAUACUACGAAGCUAUUCGUCAGUUUAUUCUUAAGAAAGGGGAAGAAAACUGAGCAUUAGGGUUUGUCAGCUACAUCCCUCGUAUUUCGGGUGGGGAACUGAAAUCAAAGCCAACACAACAUGGUGUGAAGGAACUAAGAAGUUUAGGACUUUCCCCAGAUUUCAUUGUGUGCAGAAGUGAGGUAGAGGUUCCACAUGAAUUGAAGCAAAAGAUAGCUUCUUUCACAAACGUUAAAGAAGACUGUGUGUACUCCGCUCACAAUGUUGAUGACAUUCUCUUUGUCCCAGAAUUACUCGAAAGUCAGGGAAUCGCUGAUGCUUUAUUGAGGAGAAUUAGAUUGGUCUCUCAAACAAAGAGGUCUGACAAAUGGGAUCAGCUAAUCACUCGUAUUAAGACUAUAAAGGAAAACUCCAAGGAUGCUGUGAAAAUAGCCAUGGCAGGAAAGUAUACUGGACUCCAGGACUCAUACCUCUCAGUUAUUAAAGCACUCGAAUUCGGAGCAAUUAAUGCGGGAAGGCAAUUGGAAAUUCUCUGGAUUGAUUCUAGCAAAUUGAAAAAUCCAGAGGACCCAGCAUGGGAAAACCUCAAAGAAGCUGAUGGAAUUCUUGUGCCAGGAGGUUUUGGAGGUAGAGGAACCGAAGGGAAAGAACUAGCAAUAAAAUAUGCCAGAGAAAACAACGUUCCCUUCCUUGGCAUCUGCCUUGGAAUGCAACUUGCUGUGUUAGAAUUUCUCAGAAAUGUAUGAGAAAUAAGUGAUAUUGGGCAUGAGGAGCUUCAUGAUAAUUGAGACAAGAAGGCUAUAGUUUUUAUGCCUGAAAUUUCCAAAACUAUGAAGGGAGGAACAAUGAGACUUGGUUCUAGACAUACUUAUAUUAAAGAUCCAGACUCAUUAGCUUCCAAGGUGUAUUAUGGAGCCAGCUCUGUAUACGAAAGACAUAGGCAUAGAUAUGAAGUGAAUAUCGAAUAUAGAAAGUUGGUUGAAGAGAAAGGCUUGGUAUUUAGUGGUGAAGACGGAAAUAAAGAAAGAAUGGAGAUAAUUGAGCUUGAAAAUCAUCCAUUCUUCUUUGGUACUCAGUUUCAUCCAGAGUUCACCUCAAGACCAUUCAAGCCAAAUCCUUGUUUCUACUCCUUCAUCUUAGCUGCUUCUGGACAGUUCGAUAAAAUCGGAGAGAGGUCAGACUUGGAAAUUGAAUACUCUUGCUAAUUCUUUAUGAUAAAUCUAGUCAAAAUACUAAGAAAUUUCAAUU
Molecule: messenger RNA, 1977 nt
Organism: Moneuplotes crassus
Lineage: Eukaryota; Ciliophora; Spirotrichea; Euplotida; Euplotidae
Source: the annotation of a GenBank genome assembly